Messenger RNA from Colossoma macropomum (tambaqui), 1413 nucleotides. It is a transcript of the gene vma12, whose product is annotated as transmembrane protein 199. Lineage: Eukaryota; Metazoa; Chordata; Actinopteri; Characiformes; Serrasalmidae. The transcript has 7 exons. Bases 374 to 961 code for a protein of 195 amino acids. Gene Ontology annotation, cellular component: endomembrane system. The record is from RefSeq and is a predicted model, not a curated record. Gene Ontology annotation, biological process: vacuolar proton-transporting V-type ATPase complex assembly.
CAAGUUUGCUUUUAGUUUGUGAUUACUGAGCACGAUUCCUGUGUAUAUGAGCUCCAAAUCUGUCUCUUUUUGAGGUUUUCAGGAACUUUAGGUUAAUAAGCCAAUCAGGACAUCUGCCACUAUCUUCACAGUCUGAGGCUGGAGGCGGAGUAAAAGAAGACAAAAAAGUAUUAUCAGCGCAUUCUCCUUGCUGGAAAACAGAAACUCUCCGCUUGUCAGGAUGUUAAGUGAGAAAUCAGAUUUUCCACUGAGCGUCUUGAACGCGGCAUAAAUCGCGUCAGGCGCUUCAAGCGCGUCAGACGUCAUCACUACUCGCCCAGUCAGCUGACGGAGCUCCUGUGUGUUUUGGUUUACACAGAUUCUGCUGAACACCAUGGCCUCUUCAUUUACACUUGGUCCAAAAUUUCAUGAGAAACUGAAGGACUUGUUGGAGGGAGAAUCCUCUCCCUCACCGCAGCUGUUCGAACAGCUAGGAGCUCUCAAAGAUCAAUCAACAAUGUCAUUUAAGGCAGCAAGAAAACUACAGAAACUUCUUCAGGAAAAUGGGUAUCCAGUCUAUCUUCAUGAGCUACUGGAAGACAGCACACUUUACCUGCCAAAGGUCGAACUGCCUCCAAGAAACCCUGAGUUGGUAGCUCGUCUAGAGAAGAUUAAAGCAAAACUGGCCAAUGAAGAAUAUAUGAGAAUCACGCGGAAUGUAAAUCCUCAGGAAAUGAACAAUCAUGGAACCCUAGCAGACUUUGGAAGACAAGUGCGUUCUGUCAAAGCAGUUGUUGUUACUGUGUUCAACUUCCUUGUAACGGUGGUUGCUGCCUUCGCUUGUGCCUAUAUGGGAAGCCAGUAUGUCUUCACAGAGACAGCAGCGAGAAUUAUUUCCGCAGUGAUUGCGGCCUCUGUAGUCGGACUAGCAGAGCUUUAUGUCCUAGUUCGGACUAUGGAAGGUGACUUGGGAGAGCCUUAACAGCUGGCAAGAAUUAAAGGACUUAUGCACUGGCCAGUGGAUCCUAUUCCAGCAACAUCAUCAGGGACCAUUUCCUUAAAAGUAAUCCCGUCACGUCUGGUCAUUUUAAUUUAUGGACUGUUUUCAAUCACAGUCUUGGACGUCAUUGGGAUGUGUGUCUUUUUCAAAAUAAAAAUCAUUUUCCCACUACAAGGAUGGAUUAAAGAUGGAUUAUAAAUCCAGGUAGUGUAAAUAAGAUGAUUUUUGUGCUUUGGUCAUUGUUAUAAUGUAUGCUUGAUUUAUGUGUUUAUAUGUUGGCAUAAAGUAAUACAAUUACUGGUACACAGUUACUGGUUAAUGGUCCUAGAUAAUGAAGUGUGACUGUGUUGCCUGAUCUGAUGUGCAUCUAAAUGUCUGUUAAAUGUAAAUUAUCAUAUUUUAGCAUCUGGACUGAAUUAAAUACUGAACUCUGA